This is a messenger RNA of Australozyma saopauloensis, 2625 nucleotides long. RefSeq lists its product as uncharacterized. Lineage: Eukaryota; Fungi; Ascomycota; Pichiomycetes; Serinales; Metschnikowiaceae. Gene Ontology annotation, cellular component: nucleus. Gene Ontology annotation, molecular function: DNA binding. The transcript has a single exon. The coding region runs from base 1 to 2625 and encodes 874 amino acids. The record is from RefSeq and is a predicted model, not a curated record.
AUGCUAUCUGGGCUGGAACAAUACUUGGGGAUGGAUGAGCUCCCGCCGAGCCCAAGUUCCGGAGAUUACUAUCCUGAGGAGCCGAGCUCAAGCGAUAUAGCCGAAUCUUUCAGAGAAAAAGAUACAUCUCGACCAAAUGGAUUAAUGAUGCUUCUAUCUGGAAAGCAAAAGACUAAGCGAAACACAAAAAAGAAAACGAGCCCGCCAUCCACGAGUGGAGAGGACUCCAUUGAACAGUCUGGCCAGAGUUCUUUCGUUGACGAUGAUAUUGUGGAGUCAGUAACAAUCAGCCAGGAGAAAUCAAUUCAGGGCACUAUGCGCACAGAUGAGAUCAUGGCUCUAGAGAAGCGAGUUUAUUCCUCUGCACAGUCCGUAUCUGCUCUUGAUCUUUUACAGAAACAUCAGAAGCCUCUGAUCGUAGAUGAAGAUGUGACCAUCAUAAGCGAGUCAAAAGACUCGCUAGCGUUGCUUGAGAACAGAUUCUCAGCGGCUAGGACGGUGAAUGCAAGAGAUUUGUUUCUGUCCUUUGGGCCCAAGAGUUCCAAAAAUAAAAAAGGAGAAUGGACUUUAAAAGUGUGUUUGAAAGUCAGCCCCGACAAAUUAGCUGCGAUCAAGCCCCAGAGACAGAUUGCUGCCGCAAAACCAUCGCUAAUAGUGACACUAAAGGUUCCCAUUGUGGCAUUACGCGAAAUUCAACGAACACUAAAUCCUUUGUUUACACGAAGUUCUGGUAAUGACAAAGGUAAGAAUGCCAAUAACGUCUUUGCGAUGAUGAUGAAAACAGCCACCAAAAAUGCGCUACCAAAACUCACCGAUCUACAAAAGCUCAAUGGAUUGGAGCCGCCCUCAAUCAAGAGGAAUGAAAUGCAUGUCGUAGCUGAUGAAAAAACUACGGCGAAUCUUGGCCUCAAUAUCUCUGCGCCUUUACGCUUUCCAGGGCAGGAGUCCUUGGCAAUUGAAGGAUCAAUGGAUCUGCUUCUUGAUAAAAAACAAAAUCUACAUCAUCUGCAUCAAUUUUCUUUCACAUAUACGACUACUCUUAUUGAAGAUUGUCGUAUUCCUAGCAUUAUAUCAACAAAUGCCCCGCUAGCCUCGAAUAGUUUGAGCCACAAACGAAUUUAUGAAGAAUUCAUUUCAAAGCGUGGUUCUGUACAAUCAAAUCUUCCUUGGCCGCAGGCGUUCCAACCACCCGACUCGAAGUCCUUACUCACGGACGAGGACUCAAAGUAUUACUUAGAGAAAUGGAUCGAGAACAGUUUUAAAAUAUUGAAGACGCAAUCAACUAGAAUUCCCAGAGAUGUGAAGAAACGAGAACAAUUGCGCAGACAAAAACGAAAGCUCGAUCCAAUGGGUGAUUUUAUAGUAGACGAUUUCGAGGACGAUGGAGAGGAUACAGAGGAAGAUGUGUACCUGCCAGUUCUAAUAAUCCAAGGUGACGUUGGAUCGUGUAAGACUUCUUCUGUUUACGCUGCUAUGAAUGCUUUAAAUGGAUACGUCCAUGAAAUAAAUAGUGGCCAGCAAAGGUCAAGAAAAGACCUUCAUUCAUCCUUGAAAGAAUUUUGCACUACUCAGAUUAUCCAUAAAAGCCGAGAAGAGAAGACAUUUCAGAAGGGAAUUGUUCUCUUCGAAGACUGUGAUGUCUUGUUCGAACAAGACAAGAACUUUUGGACUGUCGUUCUGGACGUAAUUAAUUACUCAAGACGACCAAUUGUGAUCACAGUUCGUGACACCUCUGUUAUUCCCAAGAGCAUUUGGGAAAUGGCGGAGGAGCAAGACUCGAUCAUCACCUCGAAGGUAAACGAUCGAGAGGCAUUGUCACAAUACUUGUGGCUUUGCUGCUUUGCGCAUGGGUGCAUUUUAAAAAAGAAUGUACUUGAACUCAUUUUAAACAAUAGCAUAACAUCGACUGGUUUCGAUGUCAGAAAAUCCCUCAUGAUAGGUCAGCUCUUGUGCUCUGGUAGACAUGGUGCUGACGGAUCAUAUGUGGAGAUAAACACAGUUCCGAGAGAGUACGAAGAUUUACAUCCCCUGAAAGAUUUGCUGCAAGCUACACUUCAACUCGAAGCAAUGUCAAUAUCAGAUAUUCUCAUUAAGAACACUCCUUCAUCUAUGUUGCAUGAGCCAAUCCCAAAUGAACUUCUUGACAUUUAUAUCAUUGAUCAAACUCAUCUCUUGACUCAGCAAACACUUCCUUUUGAACUUAACAUAGGCGAAACGAUAGAGCAUAUGAGUAACACGAGUAUUCCGUAUCAGGAUUGCGAAGGUGAUUUUUCUCACAUCAAAUCAUCCACCAUAGACUUCAUAUCCUCCCGCGCCAAGAAGAUGCCUCGAUUUUUACAGGACAUGUUUGGUACUAGAGCUCAAACAAGAAGCCGGUCGUCCACAGAGUCAUUUGUAGAGGAUAUCGAAGUUCAAGGCCUUCCUGACAACUCUACUUGCUACAGUAUGUCAAAAACAGCAUUUAUUCUAGACCUCGCUCCAAUUUCGAGAGAUUGGGCCCAUUUUCAAACCUCGCUAUUCAAAUUAGACUCUUCAAGGGCGAAAUCUCAAGGUGAAUCUCUUGAAGAAUAUCUCAACUGGAGGAGGUUUCAUGGUAAUUGUGAUGCUGUUAUGAAAACCAUUUAG